AUGGCGAACAUGACUCUGGAGUUCAGGCAUGGGGAGGGUAUCGACCGGAUUCCAACUACUUGGUACACCUCUGCCGACCCAAUAGACUCGUUCAUCUGGAGUCAUGUUAUCUUGAUGGUAAUUGCUUUCGCAGUCAUAUUUCCCAUCGGCAUGGUCUUGGGCCUGGGGAAAUCGCGAUGGCACAUUCCAUUCCAGGUCUUUGGCUUGGUCCUGACUGGUAUUGGCUGGAUACUUCCAUCUUUCCAUGGAGGUAGGCAGUAUCUGAAGCCUAAUAUCCAUGCAUCAUUCGCAAGGUGGCUCUUUUGCGCCGUCUUCGCUCAAGCAGGAAGUGGAAUAUAUUUGAGCUUCCGUCUGGAAGGCCGACAACAUCGGAGAAUCAGAAAAAUAUUGCAAAGGUGGCAUGGUGUUGCAGGAAAAUUAAUGCCUGUCGUUGGCUGGACACAAAUGAUGUUUGGAGGAGAGACAUCACAAGGCUUCUGCCACGGAGAUUGGCUGCCGAUGUGUGCCGGCCAUGUCUCUAUGGGAUCUAUCAUGAUCGGUACAGGAAUUAUACUGGUUAUCAUCACCAUCGAUGGAGAGAGAUGGAUACGGAAGACCGGGAGAUCGUUGGAUUUCUAUGCUUGUGCCACAAUUGCAGCAUCUGGGUGCGGUAACGCAUGCUCCGAGUGGAACCAUCGGGAGUAUAGCCACGUCGCCUUCGGAGUCUUCUGGUGGGUAGCUGGCAUAGUCGGUCUUUGGCAGACACGCAAACUUGACCAACGGACACCUAUACCCGGAGUGGUAUUCUUGGUAACAGGAUGGUACUUCAGCAUGCACGAGCAGCCGAAUACUAUGGCAAAGCAUGUGCAUGAGAUCCUCGGAUGCGUGAUGAUGAGUGCAGGAGCUAUACACUUUGUGGAAAUUGCCUAUUUCACCAGAAAUCUUGAUCGAAACUGCGCCACAAUUGACUACUGCCCUCGGAAAAAUCCGAAUCCGUCCGAGUUUGUCUUUUCGUUCUUGAUCAUAGUUAUGGGCGUCAUUAAUAUAUACGCACCACCUCAAACUCUGUGGCUUUUCAAUUACUGGGGUCUUGAUCACAUUUCCCUCAUGUUGAUAUGGUUCUCGAUUGCAAUGGGCAUCAUGUGUUUUACGCUUAUGCUCGUCCAGCUCUAUAGGAGCCUCAAAAACUCGGAAAUGCAAUUGAUACGUGGUCAAGGUGACCUUGGAAUCAUGGGAGAUACGGAGCUCUGUGGCCUUUUGGGUACAGAUACGGCUCAAGGUGAUGAAGAGGAGGUCAAAACAACAACAGAUCCCUCAGCCCGUACACUACACAUAUAG
This is a messenger RNA of Cladophialophora psammophila CBS 110553, 1317 nucleotides long. RefSeq lists its product as uncharacterized. NCBI's taxonomy places the organism in Eukaryota, Fungi, Ascomycota, Eurotiomycetes, Chaetothyriales, Herpotrichiellaceae. The record is from RefSeq and is a predicted model, not a curated record. The transcript has 6 exons. The coding region runs from base 1 to 1317 and encodes 438 amino acids.